This is a messenger RNA of Leptopilina heterotoma, 952 nucleotides long. RefSeq lists its product as uncharacterized. The transcript is spliced from 3 exons. The coding region runs from base 404 to 808 and encodes 134 amino acids. The record is from RefSeq and is a predicted model, not a curated record. NCBI's taxonomy places the organism in Eukaryota, Metazoa, Arthropoda, Insecta, Hymenoptera, Figitidae.
GUCCUAUUAUUGUUCGCCAUUAUUACUCAGAUUGAAUAUAUCGUAAGUUUUAAUAUAAUUUCAAAUUGUAAUUCGCGCCUUAGCGCCAAACUUUAACACCAGGCGUCGCGCACGUCAUAAAUAGCAGACGACAAAAGCACAUGUUGCUUUUGCCAGCAAGAAACACUAGAUUGGUGUGAACCGCGUACAUGAAAACAUGCCAUUGCGCAUUAAUUCUUAGUCUAUUUAUCUAAUUAUAUUUCACUUCCUUGUUCGAAGAUAUAACACGUAGUACCGCAACUUGUUGCCAGGUGACGCCACUUUUUAGAGACAGAUAGAAAAAAGGUUGCCCUUCUGUCUCGUCUGUCCCGUGCUUGUUGUUUUCUUCAUUCGUUUCUUGGCGCUGGUUGACGACGCUUUAAAAAUGAGUGCUUUAGAACAAAAGAGAGGAGAAUUGCAGAUUCUAGAACAUUGCAUGAACAAGGUGUAUGCAGAAAUCGACACACUAGAGAAGGAAGAAGCAGAGUCACACACAAUAUCGGAAGAUUCUCCUGGGCCAGAGGAAGAAAAGAUGGCGGAUGAUGAGGAAAUUUCGGAACACGAGGAAAAAACUUUCGAACUGGAGGAAGAAAUUCUUGACCACGAGGCGGAAACCGUUAGAUUUCUUGGCACAGAUCCAGCUGGGUUGACUAACCAGGAAUUAAAAUUAAACGAAGAUAUCGCUUUGAGGAUUAAAUCCUGGAUCAAUAAAGGGUUAAGAGAGAAAGAUGAAAAAAAAACUGUAAAAAAAUUGUAUUCACGGUUGACGCGUUUUGACUUAGCUGCUUAAGCCGUGCGAAUUGUUGCACUAUAUAAGUGCGGAUCUAAUGCCAAGACGUUCGACUCCAAAUCCAUUUGUUGCAUGGGAAAAUUUAAAAACUGAAUUUAUUAACCUACAUACUGUGGCGAUGACGUUUUUACCAAUAAUGGCUAC